AUGGCGUUGCUGCAGCACCAAAGGUUGCCCGGCAUUGGCUGCGGCGACAUCUUGGCACGGGCAAGAUCACAAUGUCUGGCAGCGGCGUCCCAUGCCCCCUCUUUACCUGUCUUGCUGCACUUUAAUGGCGGCAGCAAGCAGGCUCAUCUCGUCUCGCGUAAGGCCGGCAACGCCCUAAGCUUGAGCGGGAGGAGCAGGAGGCGAGAACUAUGCGUCGUCGCGGCAUCGGCGGCCAGCGUCACGCCUGCGUUGCCUAGUGGCGUCAGCGCCAGCGAUGUCCUUUGGCCCUCGGCUGGUGCAUUCUUGGCGAUGGCAGUGCUAGGAAGAAUAGAUCAGAUGAUGGCGUUCAAGGGAGUAUCAUUGACAAUUGCACCUCUUGGAGCUGUCUGCGCUGUGCUUUUCACCGCUCCAGCCUCACCAGCUGCCAAGAAAUAUAAUAUAUUCGUCGCACAGAUUGGUUGCGCAGCAAUCGGUGUGCUUGCCCUGUCGUUGUUUGGGCCUGGUUGGUUAGCAAGGGGUGCCGCUCUUUCUGCUUCCAUAGCAUUCAUGACCAUCACAGGUUCUACACACCCUCCAGCUGCAAGCUUGCCUCUCUUGUUUAUUGAUGGCCCAAAGUUUCACAACUUGCAAUUCUGGUAUGCACUUUUCCCUGGAGCAGCAGGCUGUGUCAUUCUUUGCUUGAUUCAAGAAGUGGUGGUUUACCUGAAGAAGAACUACAAGUUUUGACUCAAGCACUGUCAUUUCAUGACUUCUUGAACCAUGGUUUGAUUAUUAUCCAACAUGUGCCAUAAAUUGAUGGAUCAGCAUUUGGAAGAAGUUGACAAAUUUAGAUUUAGUUUUCUUGGCUCAUUUGCCAAGGGAAAACUAGUAGGAAAAUAAAAGCUUAUUUUGCUUGCUAAUUGUAAUUGAUCAUGGUAAAGACCAUGCAAAUGUAAUGUACAUAUAUACCAAUGAGAAUGGAGUAUGAUAUAUAUACUCACUAUCCCUACA
Lolium perenne is the source of this 990-nucleotide messenger RNA. RefSeq lists its product as uncharacterized. Lineage: Eukaryota; Viridiplantae; Streptophyta; Magnoliopsida; Poales; Poaceae. The record is from RefSeq and is a predicted model, not a curated record.